CAUAGCAGUAAAGCUGACGUGUCCUUUUCUCAAGCGUUGAUGUGUAAAGAUGGUAUUAGAGCACACAAUACACGACUGCAUGACGUUGUAAGCGAAAAGUGGAAUAUAUUGAAAGAAAGUUACAUUCUAAUGGACAAUUCUUUCCUUGCAAUUUGUACAAUUGAUUAAAAAUUCAUUUGACAUGACUCGGUGCUGUAGUAGCGGUGGUCGUACAGGCGGCGGUAGUUUAUCAUCGCCAUGGUCGGCCCUCUUACCAUUGACCUCCUCACCGGUUAAUUACGUCAUGCUAGCCCUGUUCGUCGUCUGCUCAUUCUUAGCUGUUCCUUCCCACUCAGUGGCUGUUAUUUCUAUCGACUUGGGCAACGAUUUCUACAAGAUUGGACUGGUGAAACCGGGAGUGCCGAUGGAGAUAGUGUUGAACAGUGAGUCGAAGAGGAAGACCCCCACAGUUGUCACUCUCAAGUCUGACGAGAGACUCUUCGGAGACCCCGCCAUGAAUGCGGGAAUUAGAAAGCCAAACACCAUGUUCACACACUUCCUCGACUUGAUAGGCAAGCCCAUAGACCAUCCUACAGUAGAGACAUACAAGUCACGAUUCCCACACCACAAAUUAGUGGCCACAGAAAGAGACACAGUCCAGUUUAAGCUAAACGAAGACGCCUUCUACACAGUGGAAGAACUACUAGCCAUGUUGUUGAAUAACUCCAGAAACUUGGCCAGUGACUUCGCCCAGGACUACGUCACGAGUGCCAUUGUGACUGUGCCUGCUUACUUCACACAAGCGGAGAGGAGAGCUGUGAAAAAUGCAGUGGAGAUUUGUGGUCUGAAGUUACUGCAGCUGAUGUCGGACAAUGCGGCCGUGGCCUUGAACUAUGGUAUCUUCAGGAGGGACGAGUUCAAGGACACCUCCACUCACAUCAUGUUCUUCGAUAUGGGCGCCAGUGCCACCAAGGCUUCGGUAGUGGAGUACAAAACGGAUAAAAUAAUUGAAAAUGGAAAAGCUGAGUUGCAUCCCCACCUCUACAUCAGAGGGUUCGGAUACGACAGAAAACUGGGCGGGUCAGAGUUCGACUUCAGACUGAGGGACUACCUAGCCGAACAGUUCACCAAGCAGAAAAAGACCUCAGUUCCGAUUAAAGAGUCGCCGAAAGCGAUGGCAAAAUUGCUAAAAGAAGCAAACAGAGUUAAGCAGGUUUUGAGUGCAAAUACAGAGCAUUAUGCGCAGGUGGAAGGCUUGCAUGAAGAGCAAGAUUUUAGAUGUCAAGUUACGAGAACUAUUAUGGAUGAGCUUUGCGCAGAUUUGUAUGAACGAGUAAAAGAACCUAUUGAUAUGGCUUUGAAAAUGGCAGACAUUUCAUUGGAAAAUAUAGAAUCGUUCAUAGUUUUCGGAGGAAGCUUCAGGGUUCCGAGAGUCCAAGACAAACUCCUAGAAAUCUUGGAUGGAAAGAAAGAGAUUUCGAAAAAUAUCAACGCAGAUGAAGCAGCAGCGUUAGGCUCAGUAUAUCAGGCUGCGUUUUUGAGCUCGGCUUUUAGAGUGAAACGAUUUGUUGCCAAAGAUGCUUCUGUUUUUCCAAUCGAUGUCUCAUUCGAUAGAGUUUACACCGACGAAAGUGACGGGCAAACAAAAAUAAAAAGUGUAGAUCGAACUAUUUUCAAUAAAAUGAACGCAUAUCCCAUCAAAAAAGCGAUGACGUUUAAUAGAAUGAACGAUGAUUUUUCAUUUUCGAUGAAAUACUCGAAUUUGAAUUUUGUGCCAGAAUCGGAGCUCUCAAGAUUAGGUCCGACUAAUUUGGCGACAGUUGCCGUUAGCGGAGUUAAAGAGAUUUACGAUAAAAAUAUGAAAGAAGAGAAUGUCACCGAUAAAGGGGUUAAAGCACAUUUCAAGCUCGACGAUAGCGGCAUGAUUGAAAUUGUAGGCAUUGAAAGUAAUUUCGAGAAAGUUGUUUUCGAAGAGAAAAAUGUUACCGUAAAAUCAGAGAAAAGCACGAUUGAGAAGUUGACAGAUUCGAUAUCGAAUUUCUUCGGAAACAAAGAAAAGAAAGGCGAAGGAGAGGGAGAGGGAGAGAGUGAUCAACCAUCUGAAGAUAUUCCAGAUGAAAAGCCAGAAAAACAGGAGGAAGAAAAGGAAAAGAAGGACUCAACCGAAACUGAGAAACCGACCGAAAGCAAAGAAACGACUGAAAAUAAAACAUCUUCGAAUGAUACUGAAACUAAAAAUGGAACUGAAGUUCCGACCGAAAUAAUUGAAAAGAAAGUUGAAGAGAAAUUAGUCCCAGUAAAAGAAAAUUUGAAAUUCACAAUUGAAAUUAAAGAUUCAAUUCUGAUGACUGAAGCUGACAUUAAAAAAUCAAAAGAAAAAUUGACACAACUCACUUUGCGUGAUCAGGAAAAAUUAGAAACAGCAAAAGCCUUGAACGAUUUGGAGUCUUUUAUUAUUGGACAACAGGAAAAGUUGGAUGAUAACGAAAAUGCAGCUAAAGUUACUUCGGAAACCGAGCGAGCUGAACUGUUCGGAAAAUUAUCGGCAGCAUCCGAAUGGCUUUAUGACGAAGGAAUCGGACUCAGUUCAGUCGAGUACAAAGCGAAAUUAGCCGAACUGAAGAAAGAAUUUAAGCCCGUUUUCACAAGACUUCAAGAAAUGUCGGAGCGUCCAAAAGUUGUCGCAGCCUUGCUUGAUAUAAUCAACCGAACUGAAACAUUUUUGAAUAUUUCGUCAAAAAUGCCCGAAGAUUCGCAGAUUUUCACACCUGUUGAAAUAGAAACUCUGAACAAGUCUUUGAUAGAAACUCAAGGUUUUUUGAAAGAAAGUUUGAAGACGAUUGAAGAGGCGAAUCCACACGACAUGCCGCCAGUUUUGGUUUCAGAUAUGAAAGCGAAAUACUCAAACUUAGAACGAGAUUUGAUGUACCUAGUGAAUAAAAUGAGAUAUGCAAAACCUAAGCCAAAAACUACAAAAGCGCCGGAGAAAAAUUCCACAGAUGGUCCGGAUGUGGAAGAAGAUAAUGAAGAAGAAGAAGAAAAAUCAGCCGAAGAUUCCGGGGAAAAGAAAACCGAGGCAGAUGAGAAACCAGAGACACUGGAGCUACCUGGCGCGGAUCCGGAGACACCGGAAAGCGCAACUGAACAACCUAACGAACCAUCGGAAAACGACGACUCGACUCCGAGAACUGAUUUGUGAUUUGAAAGAAUUGUAAACUGAAUUGUUGUAACAAAGUGACUUCCAUCACCUGGACUAUUUAAUUGUUAAGGACUUUUCAACUUUUUGUGAAGCAGAUAAAAAUGCUUUGAAGUUGAUUACAACUAAAAAAAAUAACACCAUUAGGAGCUGAAUAAAUCAUUCCAAGAACUCAAGUCCAUCAUUUAUUGCUAAUUUUUGAGAAUAUCGAUGAACCCUGAUUGUUAAACUAGUGAAAGUUUUGGGCUAGUUAUACCUGAAAUUGAACUGUAAAGAAAGCUUAAUGCGUUAAAACACAACCGGUGCUCUUAAAUGUUUUUUCCUGAAAAGCUUAAGAAUUAAUGCAACCUUGCAAGCCUCCCUACUGAAUUUUAUUUAAAGGGUCUUGUCCGUGAUUUGGCCAAAUUUCUUAAUAAUGUCUUCGUAUGUUUCAAAUCCAUAUCGUUAAAAGUUGCGUGUUAUUUAAGUAUCAAUGUAAGUAUUUUGAGGGCUUGUGUAUAAUUUUAUGAUAAUGUUUUCGUUAAUUGAUUUUCCAGAAGUAA
Messenger RNA from Symsagittifera roscoffensis, 3717 nucleotides. Its product is annotated as hypoxia up-regulated protein 1-like. The transcript is spliced from 6 exons. Gene Ontology annotation, cellular component: endoplasmic reticulum chaperone complex. Gene Ontology annotation, biological process: endoplasmic reticulum unfolded protein response; negative regulation of hypoxia-induced intrinsic apoptotic signaling pathway. The record is from RefSeq and is a predicted model, not a curated record. NCBI's taxonomy places the organism in Eukaryota, Metazoa, Xenacoelomorpha, Acoela, Convolutidae. The coding region runs from base 182 to 3178 and encodes 998 amino acids. Gene Ontology annotation, molecular function: ATP-dependent protein folding chaperone; ATP binding.